This is a messenger RNA of Histoplasma capsulatum G186AR, 1000 nucleotides long. RefSeq lists its product as uncharacterized. The record is from RefSeq and is a predicted model, not a curated record. Bases 35 to 1000 code for a protein of 321 amino acids. The transcript has 3 exons. NCBI's taxonomy places the organism in Eukaryota, Fungi, Ascomycota, Eurotiomycetes, Onygenales, Ajellomycetaceae.
GCAACCGUACAGCAGGAAUUAUCAUCGCAACACGAUGCAUCUGCCAGGGGGAUCUAUCGCAAAAGGCACGGGUGCGUGUAGGAUAGGCAUGUCGAGGCUUCUCCCUCAUGCGAUGCGACGUACUACCACUGUCUUGCCUUGCUUCCGGGGCACCUCCCGAUACUCGACAAGAGCCUGCGGAAACACAGGCAGAAACUCCCGCAUCACGAUUUACUCGUUAUCCUCUGCUCCAAACACUACUAUGUUAACAGCAGUGUCUCUUCGAUCGUGUCGCCAAACAAGGGAUUUCUCCUCCGCAUCACAAAAUGAGCGGCCAAAGGCAGAUGACUACAUCCAAGAACUCCAAGAUUUGUCACUUGAAAUCGCCGCUGAAUCUACAGCUGCCGCGACCAUCUAUGCCGUCUCCGAUCGUAUUUCCCUGCGCGAAGCUUUUGACGACCUCGACCAUGCCUACUCAGCUUACACAGGCACUACACCGCAUCCAUCACGUCUUGAACGACCUGCCAACGCGGGACCGGCAGGAAAGGAAGAUGGGGCAAAAGUGUUUGGGGAGGGAGGGGAGGGAAGGGAGGGAGACGGAGGACGGCCGAAUGGUAGUAGUAUGAAUUUUAACCCGGCAGAGGUCCCGGAUGAAGUUCGGGAGGAGAUUAAGAAGAGGAUUGGGCGGAGGAUUAGGGAGCUGAGGAACGCAGUAGAGCAAUUGGAAGAGAGCGUUACGCAUUUUAACCCUGCGGCUUUGGCAUUAAAACGGCAGCAACCAGAACAACAUACCCUAAGUCAUGGUGAACAUGGUCAGGUGGAAAAGCUUCGGCAGUGGCGCCAACGUCUGAACCUGAACCAGAAAGAAAGAAGGAAUCCGUCCGAAUAUUGCAGAGAAACAUGCCUGAUCCCCCAUAGGUUGUUUUUGCAAAUGCAUAUGUUAGAACCAUGUUACUCAUGUCAAACUUUUAUUGCAAUCCCAUUUAUUAUUCGCCCCUGUAGCAUAACUUGUCGACAGUGA